Molecule: messenger RNA, 603 nt
Organism: Eremothecium gossypii ATCC 10895
Lineage: Eukaryota; Fungi; Ascomycota; Saccharomycetes; Saccharomycetales; Saccharomycetaceae
Gene: YKT6
Product: palmitoyltransferase YKT6
Exons: 1
Coding region: 1-603 (200 amino acids)
Biological process (GO): endoplasmic reticulum to Golgi vesicle-mediated transport
Cellular component (GO): Golgi apparatus; membrane
Molecular function (GO): SNAP receptor activity
Source: RefSeq, marked provisional
AUGAAGAUAUACAGCAUUGCCAUCCUGCGCAACUCGGGCAAUAAGGCGUUGGAGCUUUGCAGCGCCAAGGACCUGUCGCAAUUCGGGUUCUUCGAGCGUAACGGCGUGUCGCAGUUCAUGACGUUCUUCGGCGAGACCGUUGCCGGUCGCACGGGCGCCGGGCAGCGGCAGAGCAUUGAGGAGGGCAACUACGUGGGGCACGUGUACAGCCGUUCGGAGGGCCUGUGCGGUGUGCUGAUCACAGAUAAGGAGUACCCUGUGCGGCCUGCCUACACGCUGCUCAACAAGGUGCUGGACGAGUACCUGGUCGCACACCCGCCGGCCGAAUGGCGCGACAUCGCGCAGACCAGCGAUCAGCUGAAGCUGCGCGAGCUGGAGAUGUACCUCGCCAAGUACCAGGACCCAUCCCAGGCCGACUCCAUCAUGCGCGUCCAGCAGGAGCUGGACGAAACGAAGAUUGUGCUGCACAAGACGAUUGAGUCUGUGCUGCAGAGAGGCGAGAAGCUCGACAACCUGGUCGACAAGUCCGAGUCGCUGUCGGCGUCGUCGCGCAUGUUCUACAAGCAGGCCAAGAAGACGAACUCGUGCUGCCUGAUCAUGUGA